This is a messenger RNA of Sus scrofa (pig), 2721 nucleotides long. It is a transcript of the gene GCKR, whose product is annotated as glucokinase regulator. The record is from RefSeq and is a predicted model, not a curated record. Gene Ontology annotation, cellular component: cytosol; nucleoplasm. Lineage: Eukaryota; Metazoa; Chordata; Mammalia; Artiodactyla; Suidae. Gene Ontology annotation, biological process: glucose homeostasis; carbohydrate derivative metabolic process; negative regulation of glucokinase activity. Gene Ontology annotation, molecular function: carbohydrate binding; fructose-6-phosphate binding; enzyme inhibitor activity.
UCUGUUGCUUUCCUUCUGAGAGGAGAGGGGAAUGGGGCAAGUAGGGCAGGAAGGAUUGUGUGUGCUGAGCAUGUGAUCAAGCCAUGCUCCAGGUCCUCCGACCUCUGCUGACCCUGAGAACCCUGAUCUCUGGCCUCCUGAUGCAUCCUGGUUCUGGAGCAUGCAUGCCCAGGGUUCUUUUUGCCCUGGAUCUGGGUAUUGUCUUUCUAGGCUCCAGGCCUUCCAGAGAAGACGACAUGGUCUGUUGGGCAGGAGUAAUGAACCUCCAGUCUUCCUCUUCAGGGGCAAAGCAGAGGCUGUCCCCUUUCCGGGUGCCUGCAAAGGGGGACCUCAGGAACUCCUCUGGGGUGGCCAGAGAGCUGGGGGCCUAGUGACCAGGAAAGGGUGAAGGCAGAAGUGCUCAGAGGGGGUGGUGCUCAGAGAGGCCAGGGUACUUGGGUUAAUCAUCACUGUGGCUCAGAUAAGGGCCUGCCAGCUGGAAGCAGAGUCAGUGGGACAGAAGGGGUUUUGUGGCUGGAGAGGCAGGCUCGACGGUGUGUCCACAGCAUUGGACCAUGCCAGGCACAAAACGCUUUCAACAUGUGAUUGAGACCCCGGAGCCUGGCAAGUGGGAGUUGUCCGGGUAUGAGGCAGCCCUGCCAAUCACGGAGAAGUCAAACCCACUGACCCAGGACCUGGACAAAGCAGAUGCCAAGGAGAUUGUUCGAUUGCUGGGGCAGUGUGAUGCUGAGAUCUUCCAGGAGGAGGGGCAAGUCAUGCCCACAUACCAGCGACUCUACAGUGAGUCCACUCUGACCACCAUGGUACAAGUGGCUGGAAAAGUUCAGGAAGUGCUGAAGGAGCCUGAAGGGGGGCUGGUGGUGCUGAGUGGAGGGGGCACCUCUGGCAGGAUGGCAUUCCUCAUGUCGGUCUCCUUUAACCAGCUGAUGAGAGGUCUAGGACAGAAACCUCUUUACACAUACCUCAUUGCAGGAGGAGACAGGUCUGUGGUGGCCUCUAGGGAGGGGACAGAAGAUAGUGCCCUGCACGGGAUUGAGGAGCUGAAGAAGGUGGCGGCUGGGAAGAAGAGGGUCAUCGUCAUUGGCAUUUCGGUGGGACUCUCUGCUCCCUUUGUGGCGGGCCAGAUGGACUACUGCAUGGAUAACCCAGCCGUCUUUUUGCCGGUCCUGGUUGGUUUCAACCCAGUGAGCAUGGCCAGAAAUGACCCCAUUGAAGACUGGAGUUCAACGUUCCGGCAAAUAGCAGAGCGGAUGCAGAAACUGCAAGAGAAACAGGAAGCUUUUGUGCUCAAUCCUGCAAUUGGGGACUCUCCUUCUUCUCCCAAUCUCCCCCUGGGUGUCAUCGCUCCUCAGCCCGAAGGCCUCAGCGGCUGCUCCCGAUUGAAAGGUGGAAGCGCUACCAAGGUCCUGCUGGAAACCCUGUUACUGGCAGCUCACAAGACUGUGGACCGGGGCAUCGAGGCAUCUCCGAGAUGCCUUCUGGAAAUCCUGCGGACAUUUGAGCGGGCUCAUCAGGUGACCUAUAGUCAAAGCGCCAAGAUUGCCGCGCUGAUGAAGCAAGCCAGCACUAGCCUGGAGAAAAAAGGCCGAGUGCACCUGGUUGGCUGGCAGACUCUGGGCAUCAUUGCCAUCAUGGAUGGAGUCGAGUGCAUCCACAGUUUUGGUGCUGAUUUCCGAGACAUCCGUGGCUUUCUCAUUGGUGAUCACAGUGACAUGUUUAACCAGAAGGCUGAGCUCAUCAACCAGGGUUCCCAUUUCACCUUCUCCCAGGAGGACUUCCUGACUUCCAUCCUGCCGGCCCUCACGGAAGUUGACACUGUGGUCUUCAUUUUCACCCUGGAUGACAACCUGGCCGAGGUGCAGACCCUGGUGGAGCAGGUGAAAGAGAAGACCUCCAACAUCCAGGCCUUGGCACACGGCACUGUGGGGCAGUCCCUGCCGACCCCUCUGAAGAAACUCUUCCCUUCCAUCAUCAGCAUCACGUGGCCACUGCUUUUCUUCGAAUAUGAAGGGAACUUCAUCCAGAAGUUCCAGCAUGAGCUCAGCACCAAGUGGGUGCUGAAUACCGUGAGUACAGGGGCCCAUGUGCUCCUUGGGAAGAUCCUCCAAAAUCACACGUUGGACCUCCGCAUUCGCAACUCCAAGCUCUUCUGGAGGGCACUGUCCAUGCUGCAGCGGUUCUCCGGGCAGCCCAAGGCUCGAUGCAUCGAGAGCCUCCUGCAGGCGAUCCACUUCCCUCAGCCACUGUCAGAUGAUGUUCGGGCAGCCCCCAUCUCCUUCCACGUCCAGGCUGCAGACAAGAAGGAACAGGUGAUCCCCAUAGCCUUGCUGAGCCUCCUGUUCCGGUGCUCCAUCCCCGAGGCCCAGGCGCACCUGGCCGGAGCCCCCUCUGUCUGUGAGGCCAUCAGGAGCGCCCUCACUGGACCGGGACGGAAGCGCAACGCGGAUGCCCUGGAGACCCUAGAGCCUGCCCUGCCGUGAGCUGGUGUUGCUGGGCGAGUGGAGGGGGCCAGCCCAGCGCUGCUCGCGGGGACUCGUUGGGCCAGCGACACGUGUGGUGGGAGGAGAGGCCCAGUGUCUGGGAGCACCAGCCCCCCGGGGCGGGGGCAGGGGAGACAGUCUGCCUCAGAUCGUGCUCUUCCCCGGUGGGUCCGCUUCCCUGGCAAAGUCUGAUUUCAGAAAUAAAACGGAAUGUCUUGUUUUGAAAAGUGAACUUUCCAAA